AUGACUCUUGCUCCACACUGUGAACCUUACCUUGCGCCAGCUUACGGAGAUAAGAAAGUGGUCGAGGUCGGGGGAUCUAAUUUUUAUGUGACCUGCCACAGCGUUGGGAAUAUCUAUACCUUGGACGUUGCAGCGUUGACAUGCAUCCUAGCAGCCGCGCUUGGGAAUAGCUACAUCAGCUCCUAUAUCUCCACAGCGUCGGACGCUGCCUCAACCAACGCAACCGUCUAUGUUACAUCGGCCGCUUCCUCUCUUACAUACUCGACCGCCAUCAUCACCUCGAUUGCAUCUACCACCUAUGUCACCGUCUCGACCCCCGCGUUGACCUUAUCGUACCCCACUCGUCUUCCUUUAAUCCUUGGAGCCCUCCUAAGACAAAUUACAACAAGCCGGAUCAAAAGAAAGAACAAAGUUACAAAGAACAACAGCACCAUGGACGGUUUCAGACGCUCGAAUUUCAAUUACCCAUUAUCUGCUGCAACCCUCAGCAAGGUCGAGUCCACACGAUGGUCCCCCAGGGGCAAGCUGGUCCGAGAUUCUGCCACACAGACGGAUUUCGUUGAGGAUUUGAGCUCAUCAAUCCAGGAGGACGAGGCUGCAGCCGGAUCUCCGAAUAUCGACAAGACGCCGAAUCCGAUGGAGGGCGUUACGCUUACAACAGCCGCUCAAGAACAGUCGCACAAAGGCUCCGGAACAAUUGUGCAAUGA
Molecule: messenger RNA, 708 nt
Organism: Gamsiella multidivaricata
Lineage: Eukaryota; Fungi; Mortierellomycota; Mortierellomycetes; Mortierellales; Mortierellaceae
Exons: 3
Coding region: 1-708 (235 amino acids)
Source: RefSeq, a predicted model, not a curated record